Drosophila sulfurigaster albostrigata is the source of this 988-nucleotide messenger RNA. Its product is annotated as DNA damage-regulated autophagy modulator protein 1. The transcript is spliced from 4 exons. The record is from RefSeq and is a predicted model, not a curated record. The coding region runs from base 115 to 855 and encodes 246 amino acids. Lineage: Eukaryota; Metazoa; Arthropoda; Insecta; Diptera; Drosophilidae.
UACCGUUGCAGCAGCAACGACGAACACAGUGGGUGAGAGAACCAAUCAAAACACUGCGUUUUUGCGCAUUUGCAAUAUAUUCAUAUACAACAACUGUGCCGCUUGCCUAGCAUAAUGUCUAGGGUUUAUUUACUGCCGGUGGCAGUCUUUCUAAUAUUCCAGGUGACAUUCCUGGGCACUUAUAUUGUGGCUGUGCUCGAAGGACAUGUGGUGCCCACAGUGCCGUACAUCAGUGAUGCAGCCACCUAUUCGCCUGAAAGCUGCAUAUUUGGUCAAUUAAUUAACAUCGGCAGUGUGCUAUUGGGAAUCACCAUUUAUAUACGCUAUCGCCAUGUGCUGCAAUUGUGCGAACACAAUCCAGAACUGGGCAGCGUCGUGCUCCGUCACAAUCGCUGGGCCUUGUGGUUCGGCAUGUUGUCCUGCCUGGGCAUCAGUUUCGUGGGCAACUUUCAGGAGACGAAUGUGCGGAUUGUGCACUUCAUUGGGGCCUUCUGCUGCUUUGGCUGUGGCACGCUCUACUUCUGGAUGCAGGCCCUCAUCACAUACAUGAUUGUACCCAUGGCGGGCACUCGUCUGUCCGCCCAUCUUCGACUGGGAAUGUCCGUUUGUUGCACCAUCCUGUUCAUCAUGCUGGCGGUGACUGGAGUGAUGUCGCACAUUCUCUUCAAUGGACAAAAUCCACGCCAAUGGUAUCCUUCGGAUGGCGGCUGGUAUUAUCAUGUGAUUAGCUCCAUUUCGGAAUGGAUUAUUGCCACGAUCUUUAGCUUUUUCAUAUUGAGUUUCACGCCCGAGUUUCGUGAUGUUUCGCUGGAUCAUCCGCAGAUCUCGCUGCUAUCAUACUCAAUGACUGUAUAGAAAUCUAUGUGAUGAUGAUAAUUAUGAACACUAUAUAAAGUUCUUCAAUGUCGAUAUGGAUUGCCAUUAAGCUUUGCUGCACUCCAAAAAAAAAAAAGAAGAAAAAUUACAAUACAAAAAAAAAAAAACAGAA